Bacillus rossius redtenbacheri is the source of this 1999-nucleotide messenger RNA. RefSeq names its product prostaglandin reductase 1-like. The record is from RefSeq and is a predicted model, not a curated record. The coding region runs from base 795 to 1805 and encodes 336 amino acids. Lineage: Eukaryota; Metazoa; Arthropoda; Insecta; Phasmatodea; Bacillidae. Gene Ontology annotation, biological process: prostaglandin metabolic process. The transcript is spliced from 10 exons. Gene Ontology annotation, cellular component: cytoplasm. Gene Ontology annotation, molecular function: 15-oxoprostaglandin 13-reductase [NAD(P)+] activity; 2-alkenal reductase [NAD(P)H] activity.
AAAAAAAAACAGAGUUGAAGAGGAAACAAUGAAAAGGUUAUAAAAGAAGUCAAAAUUAGGCAUGAAGAAAAAGUAAUUAGAGAAAAAAAAUCAAAACUAGAAAACACAGUCCUGCAAGAAAAUGUUUCAAUGACGAAUCUUGUGAUAGUGAACGUAGGGAAAUUCUUUUGCAAGACGAGUCUGAUUGUAAAGAUAUACCUAUAGAUCAAAUUUUGAUUUCCACAUCAGAGUUUGAAGAAAAUGUAUAUUUGGAAAAUAAUGAUACAGUAAUUCAAAUAAAUGAUUUUGUGCUAGUUUCUUUUGCAGGAAAGAAGUACAAAGUCCUAUUUGUAGGGCAAGUAGAAGACCAAGAAGAAAACAAUUACAAAGUGCAAAGGAAUGAAGACUCGUAGAAAUUUUAUUUCCCCGAAAAAGAUGAUAUUACAUUGUUGACAGAAGUGACAUUAUGAUGAAACUCCCGCAGCCAACCAUGUGUGGAGGAACAUCUCGAGCCAUUUCUUCUAUGGCAUUUGCUGUAAACUUACCUUCAGUUAACAAGAAAAUAAUGUAAACCAUAAAUGUUAUUCUUUAAGUGAAUAAGAUGAUUUAACCAUAUCUAUUUAUUUAUAUAUUUUUUUGUUGCAUUUGUAUAUUGUUAUACAUAUAUUAGCUUAUUUGACUUAUUCCAAUAAAUGUUUUAUUGAUUUGAAAGUAAAAACAAAUAUUAUUUAUUUGUUGAAAGGUACCCCACCACCUGUUGAAAUGUGCCCCAUGGUAGGGGUACAAUUCAACAAAGUAAGUGUGUAUGAUCAGCCAUGGUGAAAGCUAGACGUUUCAUUUUCGCCAAACACUUUGUCGGUGAGCCGAAGGAGGAUGAUUUCAGGUUGGCUGAAGAAGAAUUACGACCUCUUAAAGAUGGCGAGAUACUGGUCGAAGCAGUCUGGCUGAGCGUCGACCCCUACAUGAGGGCAUAUACAGUAAAACGUCCUGUUGGAACAACUAUGUUCGGGUCUCAGGUUGCAAGAAUCGUGGACAGUCGGAGCAAGGCCUACCCCGUGGGGAAGCUGGUGGUGGGGCACUGGGGCUGGCUGGAUAAGUCCAUCGUUGAUGUGGAGAAGCAGGACUUUACGGGCUUGCCCAAACCGUACAUCAUUCCGGACUUCCAAGGCCACCCAGAGUCCCUCGCGCUGGGGAUCCUAGGCAUGCCAGGGAACACGGCGUACUUCGGCUUUCUGGAGAUCUGCCGGCCGCGGGCGGGGGAGGUGGUGGUGGUGACCGGCGCGGCGGGGGCUGUGGGCAGCGUGGUCGGCCAGAUCGCCAAGAUCAAAGGUUGUAAAGUGAUAGGCUUCGCGGGAAGCGACGAGAAGGUGAAGUGGCUGACAUCCGAACUGGGUUUUGAUAACGCGUUCAACUACAAGACUGAAGACAUCGCAGGCGUCCUGAAGACUGCUGCACCGAACGGCGUUGACUGUUACUUCGACAACGUUGGAGGAAAAAUCAGCAGCAUCAUAAUCAACCACAUGAACGAGUUUGGAAGGAUUUCUGUCUGCGGCUCCAUUUCCUCGUACAAUGCAGAUGUUUCGAAGAUGCCUGAAGCCACGAUCCUGCAGCCAGCCUUCGCCUCCAAGCAGCUGAAGAUGGAAGGGUUCCUGGUGACGCGCUGGUCGGAUCGGUGGAUGGAAGGCAUCAACCAGCUGCUCAAGUGGAUCGUAGAGGGCAAGCUGAAGUACCACGAAACUGUGACGGAGGGUUUCCAGAACAUGCCCAAGGCCCUCAUCAAGAUGCUGCGAGGGCAGAACGUCGGCAAGGCGGUGGUGAGAGCGUGAGAGGAACACGACCAGCGACGGUACUCAGUCUGUGCCCUCAGUCCUGCUGUUCAGUCGCGAUCGCGCUAGAUGGGAAGUUGGGUGUGGUAAAUGAUAAUAAUACUAUAGACCACUAUUUUUUAUAUAUAUAAUUAUUGUUGUCAAUAUUUAACAUUUUUGUAAGUGUUAGCUAAUAAAUUUUUUCACACUAAAAA